Molecule: messenger RNA, 8041 nt
Organism: Linum trigynum
Lineage: Eukaryota; Viridiplantae; Streptophyta; Magnoliopsida; Malpighiales; Linaceae
Source: the annotation of a GenBank genome assembly
GUAUAAAUCAAAAGCAUGUACAAAUAUAAAAAAUCACCUAAAAUUGAAAAGUAGAUCACUUGCUCAAAUGAUAGGGUCCAAACUAGUUUAUUCUUUGUUCUUCCUUCUUUUCUUUCUUUUUGUUUUGGAAAUGAGAGGACACAAGACAUGAAUGCAUGAUUACUGGAACAUUCUUGUCGGAAGAAGGAGCAAGCUCGCAUUGGAUCUUUUUCCACUUUAAUCCAUCGAAAUGCAGGAAGCUAAGAUCAUUCUAUACUCCCCUCAAUUUGAAAUCAUGAAGAGAAUAUUUUCAGAUCUUUUACAUGGAUGAGGGAAAUCCGAAAGCUCAAAUCUUUUUCUCUCCCUUUUCUAGGCUUAUGCAAUUAGGAUAAAAAAAGAAAGAAAGCCUCGUUUUCAUAAUUUUCUGAAUUGGGGAUUUCAUCUUAAUUCAAGGAGCCCGAUUCGUCAUUAUGAAUUUCAUCCACAUAUUUGCGACUAUGGCAGAAAAUCUGGAGAAAUGUUUGUUGUAGUGAAUAAGGCAGGACAAGCUGUUGUUGUAGACUUGUGAGUUGGGAGAGGGAGAUAUUGUUUGCAAUGGGGAGGUUCCUCAGUGGAUUUUUGUUGCCUAUGUUGCUUCUAUCAGGUUAGCCACUGGAAAGUGGAAACCUCGAUUCCUUAACUAUUUUCUCAGAAAGGCUCUUUUUCUUUCAUGAUUAGUAGUAAGGAGAAAAUCAAACUGAUGUGCUUCUUCUCUUGCCCAAAUGCCUUUAUCCAGCUGCAUUGCUUAAUUGGAGUUUGAUUUCUAUGGUGGAUUUGUUAGGUUUUAUCUUCAUUCAGUAUGCUGCACCAAAAAUCGUCUAUAGGUAUGCGAUCAAGAAGACGAUUGUUGAUCUCAUGGUACACCCUUUUGUUUUCCUCUGUGGCUGUUGUUUCGCUUGCCAUUUUUCAUAUUGUCUGGGCUAUCAAGGGGAAUCAGUGGAGUACUGCAGAUGCACAGUGCGCUAAGUUAAUCGGUUUUUUAAGUGUUCAUUCUCAAAGACUACCAUAUGUGAUUUAUUUCACAACCGUCCAAGUCCUAGUAGUAGUAAUUGCCGUGGUUGAAAUCUAUGGGACUAGAUGUUCUCCAGACUUAUCGCAAGAUUCAUUUGUUGGUCAUGGCUAUUCUUUUAUUCUACGCAUAGGUUCUCAUCUUAGAGUAUUGUGCUGCUUACUACUACCUUUCGUACAGCUGAUUGUUGGCAUAAGCCACCCGUCUUGGGCUUCAUUUCCAUUUUUCAUAUUCAGCAGCAUUGGACUAGUUAACUGGUCUCUAACAAGCAACUUUCUUGGUCUAUUUAGGUGGUGGAGCUAUCUUUUAUUCUAUGCAGGGCUGAACAUUGUCCUUCUUUACAUUUACCAACUUCCAAUUCAGUUCCCAUGGAUGGUCUCUGUCGGUGACUUUAUAGGUCUCUAUAAAGUAUCUUCACAUUCAGAGUGGUCUGAAAUAUGCUCUGGUUAUUCUCUCCUUCUCUUCUACACAAUGCUUUCCUGGAUUAGAUGUGACCUUGCAGAAAUGGACUUUAUUAUGUCCGGAAGAGAUAAUAGCUUGACGGUCCAACUUCUUACUCCAAAACAUGCAUUUCUCAUUCGACAAUUUCGAUCGGGUGUAAGGCACACCAACUUUUUGUUGACAGGAGCAGUUUUCCGGACUUUCUGUGUCAACUUCUUCACUUAUGGUUUCCCUAUUUCCUUGCUUGCAUUGUCCUUCUGGAGUUUCCAUUUUGCCAGUUUAUGUGCAUUUGCACUCCUGGCUUAUGUUGGCUAUGUGCUUUAUGCCAUUCCUUCGGUCUUUCAAUUGCAUCGGCUAAACGGCUUGCUUCUUGUAUUCAUUCUAUUAUGGGCUGCUAGCACCUAUGUCUUCAACUUGACAUUUUUGGUCCUCAACAAGCACAUGUGGAAGGACAUGGAUAUUUGGGAAACUAUCGGUUUAUGGCAUUAUCCUAUCCCUGGAUUUUAUCUAUUUGCACAAUUUUGUCUAGGCGUCCUUGUUGCUUUAGGAAAUUUAGUGAACAACUCAGUCUUUCAAUACUUGUCUGAUUUGGGUGUACAAUAUUCUAAGCAAGAUGCCGAUGUAGAAGAUAGAGAUGAGACUAAAGUGCUAACUAUAGCCACAGUGGCAUGGUUACUACGUAAAACAUCUCGAGCUAUAGUCUUAAUACUAAUAUUUCUUAUUGCUCUAAGACCAGGUCUCAUCCAUGCCAUUUAUAUGAUUUUCUUCAUGAUAUAUCUUUUGAGCCAUACAAUAAGUAGGAAGAUGCGGCAACUUCUAAUUCUUCUAUGUGAAGCUCAUUUUGCAUUAACUUACUUUCUUCAGCUUAAUUUCAUCUCAAAUGCCUUGAAACAAAAGGAUACAUUAGCUACAGAUCUUCUCAGAGAACUAGGUUUUCUUAGCAACUCUGAUUCUAGGGAUUUCCUAAAGAUAGCAUCACUUGCAUGUUUUUGUGCUCUUCACAAUCACGGCUUCGAAGUUCUAUCAGCAUUUUCGGCUAUCGUACAACAUACUCCUUGUCCUCCAAUCGGCUUUAGUAUCUUAAGAGCUGGUUUGGUUAAGUCUAUUCUCUUAUACGUAUAUACAUCGAGGUCGAAACAGAGCAGCGAUAACAACUCUUCUCAUGAAAAAAUGAUUGCUUCAUAUCUAACAGCUAUAGGACAAAACUUCCGAUCAUUGUAUCGUUCAUGUGGGACCUAUAUUGCUCUUCUAACAAUUCUCAUUGCCGUCUACCGAGUCAAACCAAACCACACUUCAUUUGGUUACCUUUUCUUCCUUAUGGUAAACAUGUUCCCUGGACAAAGUAAUUAUCCUCUUUCUUUGUUUCUUGGGCUUCAAGUUUACAUGCCUUGUUUCACAAGUUUGGAGUCAGGGAUGAGAGGGAAAGUUUUGGUUAUUGUAUCAUGCUUACUUAGGUACAACGUGUUCCAUUGGUUGAGAAAAUAUCCAUGCAAGUUUGGGAAGAUGGGAAAAUGGGAUGAGUCUUGUCCAUUGCUUUACUCAUCUGAGGAGUAUUAUAGGACGAGAUCAAGUCCAGUUAGUAGGGACAAUGGGCUUUCAAAGUCGUUGUUGGAGAAGCAAAAUGAAGUGGGAAUUCAAUCAUGGGCAUCUUUCAUUAUUGGGCUUUCUGAUGCUGAAAAUGAAGGGAGCAAUAUUAACGGAGAAGAUUUCAAUAAUAUAAGUGGGAGUUCAAAAGAAAGACAUAAAUGGACUCGAAAGCAGAUUCAUAUGUUGAGACAUGAGAGGCUCAAAAUGCAGAUAAGGACUCUAAAGGUGUAUUUGAAGUUUUGGGUAGAGAACAUCUUUAAUCUGUUUGGCCUUGAGAUCAAUAUGAUAGCAUUGCUUAUUGCAAGCUUUGCAGUUCUUAAUACGAUAUCUCUGCUCUACGUUGCAUCAUUGGCUGCUUUCAUUCUCUUGCCUUGUCAUUUAACAAGGAAACUUUGGCCUGUAUUUGUGUUCCUAUUUGGAUCCGUGAUCACUCUAGAGUACUUGGUCAUUUGGUUUUUCCGAUAUGGGGAGCAAUUUAAUCCGGGAAUCAGUCGAAAAGUUCCUUGCAAUGAUUGUUGGGAAAGCUCCGACCUAUUUUUUGAUCACUGCAAAAAGUGUUGGUCAGGAAUUAUAGUUGACGACCCAUGCAUUCUAAUAAGCUACUAUGUAGUCUUCUUGCUGGCAUGCUUCAAAUUUCGUGCUGACCGUUUGUCCAGCUUGGCAGUAUCCGAGAGCUAUCAACAAAUGAUAUGCCAAUACAAGAGUUCUUCACUCAACGACCUCUCCUUCGAAACAAAAUACCUAUGGACAUUCUUUGAUUAUCUUCGCCUAUACAGCUACUGCCACUUGUUGGACCUCGUCCUCGCCUUAAUCCUCAUCACUGGGACCUUGGAAUUUGAUGUCCUCCACCUUGGAUACCUUGGUUUUGCCUUAGUAUUCUUCAGAAUGAGACUUGAAAUGCUUAAGAAAAAGAACAAGAUAUUCAAGUUCCUGAGAAUGUACAACUUCGCCAUAAUUGUUCUCUCUCUUGCUUACCAAUCGCCUUAUGUGGGAAACUUCUGUGAUGGAAAAUGUGGGCUCAUAGCCUACAUAAGCAAUGUGGUGGGGUUCUACAAGUACGAUUAUGGGUUUCGUAUCACUUCGAGAUCAGCUUUAGUCGAGAUCAUUAUCUACAUGCUAGUGUCCUUACAAUCGUACAUGUUCUCAGCUCCCGAGUUUGACUACGUGGCAAAGUACAUUGAAGCUGAACAGAUCGGCGCAAAAAUUGAGGAGCAAGAAAAACGUGCUGCUUGGAAAACUGAGCAAUUGCAGCAAAUACGUAAAGCUGAAGAACAGAAGCGCCUACGUAAUCUUCAAGUCGAGAAGAUGAAAUCUGAGAUGCUCAACCUUCAAAUUCAACUCCAACAAGGAGAUACUUUCAUUAGGACGGCAGGGAACUCAUGUUCUCUCAACACAGAUAUCAAUGAUGACAUGGAAGUCGAUGGAAAGUUCCAAACUCCUCCGAGUGGAUUUAACUUCAGCUCUGAAGUAAUAAUGUGCCCAUUAGAUGUAAGUGGGUCUCCUGUUAGUGAAAAAGCAUCUGAAAGCCCAAACUGUGAAAUCACCGAGGUGAAAGAUACGAGUGUUGUUGCUGCUUACGGGUUUGCGGGAUCAUCAUCACACAAAAGGGACAAGUUUCAUGGAAAUAUGAAGCAAAACACUUUGAUACAUUUAUUCAAUGAUGGAGUCUCUCAGGUUCAAUCUUUAGGGAAUAUGGCUGUAAACAACCUCGUCCAUCUGUUGAACAUCAAAGAGGAAGAAGAUGACUAUGCCUCGGCUGAUGAUUCCUCUCAAGAUGAGAUGACUACAGAACCAAAUCAGAAUAACAUCGGUACUACUUCAGAACACAUGCAAUGGACAUUCUCCAUGCAAUCCGAGGGAGAGCAAACAUCAUGUCAACAAAUCGGGAUGAUACUACGUUACAUUUGGGGUCAGAUGCGUUCAAACAACGACAUUGUGUGCUACUGUUGCUUUGUUCUAGUUUUCUUAUGGAACUUCAGCUUAUUGUCAAUGGCUUAUCCUGCAGUUCUCUUUCUAUAUGCCCUUUUUGUCAACACAAGCCCGAGUAACAUAUUCUGGGUGAUCAUACUAAUCUACACCGAGAUGUGCAUUUUGGCACAAUACAUAUAUCAAAUCACCAUCCAACGAUGUGGGUUGACUUUUAAUAUGAGUUUGCUUCAGGAACUAGGAUUCCCUAAUCAUAAGAUCCUCUCUUCUUUCGUCCUAAGCAACUGGCCUCUAUUUCUGGUCUACUUGUUCACACUAUUGCAAACAUCUAUAACAGCUCGAGAUGGCGAAUGUGUUACAAUGAUUGCUGAUCUCAACAAUCAAAGGAGGAAAAGUAAAAGCCAUUUAGGUGGAGUGGUGGUUCAUGACAGCAUGAUCAAUCCAGCUUCAAGGAGUUAUCUCUCGGUAGAGCUUUGCUUCAGAAAGAUGUUUUGGUUCUGGCAGUCGAUAACUCAAGGCGCAGAAACUCCACCCUACUUUGUCCAGUUAUCGAUGAAAGUCGACACAUGGCCAGAAGAUGGGAUCCAACUCGACAAGAUGAAAUUGGGAGUCAACAAGCUUUUGAAGAUCGUUCAUGACAAGAGGUGUCAGGAAAGGAGUCCAAAUCACUUCCACUUGGCAAGCAAAGUUCGUUUGCAGAGUGUUGAGAGAAGUCCUGAAGACGAGAGUGUCGCGCUUGCUGUGUUCGAGGUGUUGUAUGCAUCACCAUUGAAGACAUGUGUGCGCCCAGAGUACCACAAGUCUCUUACUCCGGCUGCUGAUGUUGCAUCAGAGAUAUUAGAAGCUCAGCUGGUUGGUGCUUUUAAAGUGAUAGAGUUCCCUUAUCCAGUGAUCUCAGUGAUUGGUGGGGCGAAGAAACAUAUCGAUCUUUACGCGUACAUAUUUUGUGCGGAUUUGUCUGUGUUUUUCUUGGUUGCUAUCUUUUAUCAAUCGGUUAUGAAGAACAAUAGUGAGUUCCUUGAAGUCUAUCAGCUUGAGGAUCAGUUUCCUGAAGAUUUUGUAUGUGUCUUGAUGGUGAUUUUUUUCCUUAUAGUACUCGAUCGUGUCAUAUAUCUAUGCUCAUUUGCCACGGGGAAACUCUUCUUUUACUUGUUUAACAUCGUGCUCUUCACUUAUGCUGUCACUAAGUAUGCCUGGAAAAUGGAGCCCCAACAUAGUAAUGCUGGAAGGUUAGCUCUACGAGCUAUCUAUCUGGCAAAGGCGAUCUCUCUGACCCUUCAGGCCAUACAAAUACACCAUGGAAUCCCACAUGAGAGUACUUUGUAUAGACAGUUUUUGACAAGCAACAUAUCUAGGAUUAACUACUUGGGUUUCCGAAUCUAUCGUGCUCUCCCUUUCCUAUAUGAACUACGAUGUGUGCUCGAUUGGUCAUGCACUACCACCUCGUUGACCAUGUAUGACUGGUUGAAGUUGGAGGACAUUCAUGCAAGUUUGUUUCUCGUGAAAUGUGAUGCUGAUCUCUAUAGAGCAAAACAUCAACAAGGGCAUAAGCAGGCGAAGAUGACCAAGUUUUGUAAUGGGAUAUGCUUGUUCUUCAUACUCAUGUGUGUCAUAUGGGCUCCCAUGCUGAUGUAUAGCAGCGGAAAUCCAACAAACAUCGCCAAUCCAAUCAAAGAUGCCAACGUAAUAAUCGAGAUACGGUCAUUGAGUGGCAGGCUUACUUUGUAUGAAACAACUCUAUGUGAGAAGAUCCCAUGGGAGAAACAUGACUCAAGCAUCAACCUAGACCCUCAAGGAUACUUGAGCUCGUAUAACAAGCAAGAUAUUCAACUUAUAUGUUGCCAAGCCGAUGCCAGUACAUUAUGGCGCGUCCCAGAAGUUGUGCAAGACAGAUACACAAGGUCCCUUGGGCGUUCAAUGGACAUCAUUUUCACUUGGAAAUUCACGAGGGACAGACCAAGAGGAAAGGAAGCCGUGAGGUAUGAGUUGGUUGUCCAGGACGAGGAUCUCCCUUCUCACUCUGAUGUCAUGAAAGUUCUAAAUGGUACCACCAACAGCUUCGGCAUAUACAAUGUCUAUCCUAGGUACUUUCGGGUCACUGGAUCUGGAGAUGUCCGAUCACUUGAACAAUCGGUGGAUAUGGUGAGUGGAGAUCUAGUUCUCAAUCGAGAGAACUCAAAUUGGUGGUCAUUCCUUGAUACGAGUGCAUUAACGUCUGGAUGUGGGAAGUUGACUGGGCCUAUGGCUGUGAUCAUAUCAGAAGAAACACCGCAGGGGAUUAUAGGCGAGACGCUAAGCAAGUUCAGCAUAUGGGGAUUGUACAUUACCUUUGUCCUUGCUGUUGGUCGGUUCAUCAGGCUGCAAUGCUCUGAUCUUAGAAUGAGAAUACCUUUCGAGAAUCUUCCUUCUUGCGAGAGGCUGUUGGCGAUAUGUGAGAAUAUUUAUGCAGCGAGAGCGGAAGGAGAGCUAGAGGUGGAAGAGGUUCUUUACUGGACGUUGGUGAAGAUUUUUCGGACACCACACAUGUUGCUUGAGUAUACCAACCCUGACUAGUUAGCUCUUUUUUAAACCUUAGAAUGUGAUAAAUAAAUUCUUCUCCAUCUCGUUCUACUAUACUAUUUCCCACCAGCUGCCUAAAAUGAGGUAGAAACAAAGACAAGAUCACGACAUUAGAUUCAAAAGUCAUAUGUAGGUUGAGAUUAAUGGGAUGAGGAUCUUAGCAACUCUUUAUCUGGCAAUGCCUGCUGUAUCUUUUCAUGUUCCUUCUCCCAAUCAGCAAUGAAGGCGAAGCUUAGCAAUGACAUUUUCUGCAAAACUAGUUAUUAGUUGAAUGAUGCACUUAUAACAACGAUUGUGCAAUAUAUCCAAGUGAUUAAAGAUACAUACAGAAAGUUUUAAGUAAUUCUACCAAGAUCCAUGACUUGUUUAACUCCAAGGCUCAAGUUUACUUGGACAUAGCCUCUCACUAGCAUGCUUGGCUGAUAGUAAUAAUGAAAGAACCGAGGCUCCACAUGGCUUAUGACUGCAACAAGAUAGUCACAAUAUAAUAGAGUAAAAUGA